Messenger RNA from Erigeron canadensis, 1253 nucleotides. RefSeq names its product DAR GTPase 2, mitochondrial. The record is from RefSeq and is a predicted model, not a curated record. Lineage: Eukaryota; Viridiplantae; Streptophyta; Magnoliopsida; Asterales; Asteraceae. The transcript has 8 exons. Gene Ontology annotation, molecular function: GTP binding; GTPase activity. The coding region runs from base 31 to 1128 and encodes 365 amino acids. Gene Ontology annotation, cellular component: mitochondrion.
AUAUAUAUAGAUAAAUAAUCACAUAUAAAAAUGGCGGGAAGGGGUGUUUUAGUUCAAAAUUUAGGUAAUUCGGUUAAGAAAAUAUCAGAUGCCAAAUCCUCAAGCUGGUGGUACAACCAUCACAUGCGUGCCGCAUCUCGUGCCAUUUUUCAUCGAAUCCCUCUUGUCGAUAUUGUCCUCGAAGUCCGAGACGCAAGGAUGCCGAUAUCAUCUGAAUAUGGACAGUUGAGAUACUUUCCGUCUUCGUCAAGGAACAUUAUUGUGCUGAACAAAAUGGAUCUUGCUGAUCACUCGAAAACUAAGGAAUGGAUGACUUACUUUAUGGAGCAAAAUUACAUACCUUAUGCUAUCAAUUCACAUAACAAGGACAAUAUCAAGGAGUUUCUAAACUUCAUUCAAGCGAGAGUUAGAGACAUAAGAAGAGCCACACAUUCUAGUAACACUCUGACAACUACUGUUCUACUCGUUGGAAUUCCAAAUGUGGGAAAAUCUGCUUUGGCAAAUUCCUUGCAUCAAAUAGGCCGAAUUAGCGCUGCAGAGAAAGGAAAGUUAAAACAUGCCAUUGUUAGUCCACAUCCGGGGGAGACAAAAAAUAUCACUGGCUUAAAGAUUGGAAGCAAUCCUAAUAUAUAUAUCUUGGACACGCCUGGAAUUUUGCCUCCCGAGAUUGUCGAUGCUGAACUUGCUUCUAAAUUUGCUUUAACUGGAGCUAUUUCUGAUCAUCUAAUUGACCAAUUAGAUCUUGCUCGGUACUUUCUCUCUAUACUCAAUUCCAGUAAUGAAUACCAGAAAUGGGCUAAGUUUUCCACCAUAAAUGAUUAUAUGCCCGAGUUAGACAAAAGAGACAACCAAGUUAUGAAUGAUCAUACACAGGAUUUUGUGGUGGAAGCUGUUCGCCGAGCUCUCUUUUUGAACGGAUCAGCUUUCAAAGGUAAAAUAGAAGAUGAGAAGGAUAUGGAAGAAUUGAUUGAAACACAGUUUUCAACAAUGCGAAAAGUUUUCAAUUUGACUUCAGAUUCAUGUAGAGAUGCUGAUAGCAUAGUUGCAGCCAAGCUUAUUAAUCUGUAUCGUACUGGUAGACUUGGCCAUUAUACUUUAGAUAGCCUACCAAGGACUACUAGAUCCUAAUAUAUAAUGAUAAGUUGGAACAUUAUUUUUGUGCUAAAAGAUUGCUUAGCAUUGCAAUGAUUGUUCACCAUUAUUGUUCUACAAAUGAAGACUUGACAUAUGUGCUUAAGUACUCAUUUGUAGUU